Molecule: messenger RNA, 657 nt
Organism: Dama dama (fallow deer)
Lineage: Eukaryota; Metazoa; Chordata; Mammalia; Artiodactyla; Cervidae
Product: ferritin heavy chain-like
Exons: 1
Coding region: 1-657 (218 amino acids)
Biological process (GO): intracellular iron ion homeostasis; iron ion transport
Cellular component (GO): cytoplasm
Molecular function (GO): ferric iron binding; ferrous iron binding
Source: RefSeq, a predicted model, not a curated record
AUGGGAAGGUUCCGACGAGUCUGCUGGCGCCCGCGUACCCGCCGAUUCCAGCCCUGCAGACGCUUCAUCCGAGCCGCCAUUCCCUGGUUCUUGGAGUGGCCCUCCGUGCUGCCCACAUCGCCCUCACAGGUGCGUCAGACCUACGGCCCUGAGUGUGAGGCCGCAGUCAACAGCCACGCCGCCCUGGUGUUCCACGCCUCCUUCCAGUGCCUGGCCGUGGCCUUCUACCUCGACCAUGAUGACGUGGCCCUGAAGCAUUUCUCCCGCUUCUUCCUGCUCCGCUGCCACGAGCACAGCAACACAGCUGUGAGCCUGAUGUUCCUGCAGAACCGGCGUGGGGGCCGCCUCUGCUUCCUCGACAUCAGAAAGCCUGAGACCCAAAAGUGGGAGAGCGGACUCCAGGCCAUGCAAGACACCCUGCACCUGGAGAAGUGCGUCAACCAGAGCCUGCUCGACCUGCACCAGCUGGCCACCGAGAGCAGCGACACUGACUUGUACCUCUUCGUGGGGACCGGCUACCUGGACCAGCAGGUCAAGUUCAUCAAGGAUCUGGAGGACCUCGUCAGCCACCUGAGCAACGCGGGGUACCCGGAAGGGGCCCUGGUAGAGUACUUCUCUGACAAGCUCACCCUGGGUGUCAGCAACAAGAAGGACUGA